Molecule: messenger RNA, 675 nt
Organism: Didymodactylos carnosus
Lineage: Eukaryota; Metazoa; Rotifera; Eurotatoria; Philodinida; Philodinidae
Source: the annotation of a GenBank genome assembly
AUGCUUAAUUUAUUGUUAAUAUAUUUAAUCUAUUUGAUUUCAUGUUCGACCAAUUUGGUUCUGUGUUCAGAAGGUGAUAAACAUUAUAUUUAUCAAUCAUGUUUACAUCAUUGUCAACAGAUAAAUUGUUCAACAUCGUCUGGUUUAAAUUCGUUUCAUUUAAAACAAUCAGUAUUUGAACAAUUAACGUUUUGGUCAUGUCCAGAUGAAUGCGCCUACCAGUGUAUGUGGAAAACAGUUAAUCAUAUGCAAAAGAAUGAAAAACGAGUGGCUCAAUUCCAUGGUAAGUGGCCAUUUAUACGAUUAUUUGGAAUACAAGAGCCGGCAUCUACGUUAUUUUCUAUAGCCAAUUUCAUUUCACAUUAUUAUUAUGGUUUUCGUGUUAUUCGCAAACGUCUUCAAUAUCGUGUUCAUCCAUUAUAUAAUGUAUGGUUAUGUUUUAGCAUUGUUGCAUUAAACGCUUGGAUAUGGUCAGCAAUAUUUCACACAAGAGAUAAACCAUUCACAGAAAAAAUGGAUUAUAUAUGUGCUAUAGAACUACUCGAUUUUGAACCGAUUGCAUGGAUAAUUGAUGCUCAUUCAUUAUGGCAUUUUUCAACAAUAAUUUUACCAUUGUUAUGGUAUCAAUUUGUUAUUGAUGAUUCUAAUUAUCUAUUAGGAGCACCUUAUCAUUGA